Vitis riparia (riverbank grape) is the source of this 2406-nucleotide messenger RNA. RefSeq names its product threonine--tRNA ligase, mitochondrial 1-like. Gene Ontology annotation, molecular function: ATP binding; threonine-tRNA ligase activity. The transcript is spliced from 21 exons. Gene Ontology annotation, cellular component: cytoplasm; mitochondrion; chloroplast. The coding region runs from base 140 to 2200 and encodes 686 amino acids. Gene Ontology annotation, biological process: threonyl-tRNA aminoacylation. Lineage: Eukaryota; Viridiplantae; Streptophyta; Magnoliopsida; Vitales; Vitaceae. The record is from RefSeq and is a predicted model, not a curated record.
GGUUUGACUAGCCUUAAAGUUUGCUGCUUUUGUCAGGGAAGGAGUUUGGACGCCUAAAAGAUAGCAUAAAUUUCUGCCUAAAUCUUCCUCUUCCCUCCGCCGCUCCACCACCACUCCUCUACCACCGCCGGCGCCGUCCAUGGGAGGCGUACCUGAUCCAAAAUCGAAGCCCUCCCACUCUCACCCUAAGGAUGACGAAUAUCUUAGUUGCGUCAUUCCCAAGCGCAUAGCCGUCUUCGAAUCCAUCAAAGCUCAACAAAUCGCUCAUCGCCAAUCCAUUUCCGGCGACUCCAUCAAGAUAACUUUGCCGGACGGGACAGUGAAGGAAGGGAAGAAAUGGGCGACUACACCUCUAGAUAUUGCCAGAGAGAUAUCAAAAGGUUUGGCCUCCAAUGCGUUGAUUUCUCAAGUGAAUGGAGUUUUGUGGGACAUGUCCAGGCCCCUGGAGGGCGACUGCGAGCUUAAGUUGUUCACAUUCGAUAGUGAUGAAGGUCGGGACACUUUUUGGCAUUCGAGUGCACACAUUCUGGGACAGGCCCUUGAAGUGGCAUAUGGUUGCAAAUUGUGCAUUGGGCCCUGUACCACAAGAGGAGAGGGUUUCUAUUAUGAUGCAUUUUAUGGUGAACUGGGCUUGAAUGAAGAUCACUUCAAAGAAAUUGAAUCAGGCGCAUUGAAAGCUGUUGGGGAAAAGCAACCUUUUGAGCGCAUUGAAGUGUCAAGGAAUCAGGCUCUUGAGUUGUUUUCUGAAAAUAGUUUUAAGAUUGAAAUCAUCAAUGACUUACCUGAAGACAAAACUAUCACAGUAUACAGAUGUGGGCCAUUGGUUGAUCUGUGCCGUGGACCCCAUAUACCAAAUACAUCUUUUGUUAAAGCAUUUGCCUGUUUGAAGGCUUCAUCAGCUUACUGGAGAGGAAAUAAAGAUCGUGAGAGUUUGCAAAGAGUUUAUGGGAUAUCUUAUCCUGAUUCAAAACGAUUGAAGGAAUAUAUUGCUCGAAUUGAAGAAGCAAAGAAAUAUGACCACAGAUUGUUGGGUGUAAAACAGGAGCUUUUCUUCUGUCACCCACUUAGCCCAGGAAGUUGGUUCUUCCUUCCACAUGGGGGUCGAAUUUACAACAAGUUGAUGGAGUUUAUAAAAGCUCAAUACAAGGAAAGAGGUUACCAUGAGGUUUUCUCACCAACUAUGUAUAAUAUGCAACUUUGGGAAACAUCUGGUCAUGCUGCUAAUUACAAGGAGAAUAUGUUUGUAUUUGAGGUUGAAAAACAAGAGUUUGGGCUUAAGCCAAUGAAUUGCCCAGGGCACUGUUUGAUGUUUGAACAUAGAGUUCGUUCAUAUAGAGAACUUCCUCUUCGGCUAGCCGAUUUUGGGGUGUUGCAUCGAAAUGAAGCCAGUGGUGCACUUACUGGAUUAACUCGUGUCAGGAGGUUUCAACAGGAUGAUGCGCAUAUCUUCUGCAGGGAAUCCCAGAUAAAGGAUGAAGUCAUGGGCGUCUUGGAGUUCAUCAAUUAUGCCUAUAACAUAUUUGGGUUCACUUAUGAGCUGAAGCUAUCAACAAGGCCAGAGAAAUACCUUGGAGAUUUAGAAACAUGGGAAAAAGCUGAGGCUGCACUCACGGAAGCUUUGAAUCAGAGUGGGAAGCCGUGGGAGAUAAAUGAAGGGGAUGGUGCCUUUUAUGGACCAAAGAUAGACAUUAGUGUUUCUGAUGCAUUAAGUAGGAAAUUCCAGUGUGCAACAUUACAGCUGGACUUUCAGCUUCCUUCUCGUUUUGAUUUAUCUUACUCAGCUGAGGAUGAAGCUAAGAGGGAGAGACCUGUCAUGAUACACCGAGCCAUCCUAGGGUCUGUUGAGCGUAUGUUUGCUAUACUUUUGGAGCACUACAAGGGGAAAUGGCCCUUCUGGCUUAGUCCACGUCAGGCGAUUGUUUGCCCUGUGUCAGAGAAAUCUCAGCCAUAUGCACUUAAGGUAAGGGAUCAGAUUCAUCAAGCUGGUUAUUAUGUUGAUGUCGAUACAACUGAUAGAAAGAUCCAGAAAAAGGUACGAGAAGCUCAGUUGGCCCAGUACAACUAUAUAUUGGUUGUUGGCGAGGAGGAAGCCAAUACGGGACAGGUGAGUGUCCGGGUAAGAGAUAAGGGAGACCAUUCGGUUAUGAGCAUGGAAAACCUCCUCAGUUACUUCAAGAGUGAAAUUGCAGCUUUUCAUUAGGUUCUCAUGGAAAGGAAAUGGGUUCAGAAAAGAUGGAUCAAUAUGCAAGUGAUUUUAAGAAUUCAGUACUACCUUCUUGUAUUUUGAUUUGCCAUUUAUUUAUAAUUAACAACUGUUUUGUGCUAUGUGAUAUUUGGUUUAACAUUAGUAUUUUGGUUCACCUUGUAUUGGCAAAUAAAAGUUGUUUCUUGCUAUGAGAACUUGGC